GCAAAUAUAUAUACUUCUUUUUACAGGAUGAUAAUAAUAAUGAUAAUAAACUUCUGUUAUACAUGAUGACAGUGAGGUUAAAUAAACAAAGGUAUUAAAAAAAUAACAAAUUUUAAAACAAGGAAAGUUUAUUCAUCGUUUGAUUGUUAUUGGUUUAAGUAUUCAUCAAGGGACUAAUUGCUUUAAAAGAUAGAUAGGGAAAUUAUCAUUGGGAGAGGAUGGCUCAGCAUGAUAAAAUGAAAUUUUGAAACAGAGACGUGGAAAUGACAAGAAAGCAAGACGGUACCUUAAAAGGAUCUAUCUACCCGAAACCCAUGUGGAAUGGCCAACUAUGAAAUUUCCACAGCUGGGUUCCCAUCAGCGGAAAAAAAACCUAAUAAUAACACUCGCUACAAGAAUACGAAGAAUCUGUAGCCCCGAGAUCGUAGACGAAGAAUUGGGCUUUUUAAAGGAGAUACUUAUCAAAAGCCGGUAUCCUUCGAUAUUCAUUGAUAAGAAUAUGAAACCAAAAACACAAAUAAUCACAGUAGAAAAGAAAACUUUAUACAUGAACAUUGACUUCAAAGGUGACAGAGCCACAUAUAUCUUAAAGAGGAGAAUUUCUGAUCCCUUAAAAAGAACAUUCUUCGCAGCAACUUUUCAAAUAUUAUUCUCCAGCCUUUCAAUGUUCGCCAAAAGUUUGAAAGAUAAAUUAUCGCAUCUGACCAACUCAAUGUGUAUUUACCAAUUUACCUGCUCUUGUGAAACUAGGUAUAUAGGUCGUUCGAUGCGUACUUUAUCCAGAAGAAUUCAAGAACAUUAUGUGGCGUGGCUAAAAAGAGGAGGCAACGGCUCAAUAAGAAGUCCUAUAAUCGAACACCUUGUGAACACUGGUCAUUCAAUCAAGGCAGACUCUGCGUUCAAAGUCAUCUUCAAGGUAAGUAGAAGUCUUCCUAAGACAAUUAGACGGCAUCUUCUCUGCAUUACCGAAGCAAUAGCCAUACAUCUGGAAAAACCAGAAUUGUGUGUGCAAAAGAGACUGGUACAACCUCUUCUUCUACCAUGGUCUUAAUGUAUCAAAACAAUUUUUAUUUCUCUUUUUCAUACUCUUGUUUCUUUACAGCCAUCUGCUUUACCUCCCAUCUUCCCUUUAAAUCUUCUACCCCCAACUGGUUUGUUUUUAUUUCCACGAUCAUUCCGAUUACAUUUCAUCUCUGUUUCAACAUUUUAUUUUAUCAUGCUGAGCCAUCCUCUCCCAAUGAUAAUUUCCCUAUCUAUCUUUUAAAGCAAUUAGUCCCUUGAUGAAUACUUAAACCAAUAACAAUCAAACGAUGAAUAAACUUUCCUUGUUUUAAAAUUUGUUAUUUUUUUAAUACCUUUGUUUAUUUAACCUCACUGUCAUCAUGUAUAACAGAAGUUUAUUAUCAGUAUUACUAUCAUCCUGUAAAAAGAAGUAUAUAUAUUUGCGAUUGUACAGCUUUGACAAUGAAUUCGCCGAAAAGAGAACUCUUCGCUGAACUAAUCUUUCUUAUUUAAUGUCAUAAUGGGUGUAUUCCGUUUGUUAAGAAAUAUACAAGUCUCUGAAAAAUGUGAUAGAUUUGAGGUUAGAUGUAUGUUAGCGUUUAGCUAUAGUACACAUUAUUUCUGAUGAAUGAUUACUAGAAAAAAAGCAAGCACAUUUUAUGUCUGAACCAGUAUUGAUUGGUCACAUAAACAAAUUACAAGUGGUAUAAAUCGUCAUAUUUGUGAAGUACUAAUUUUUUUCCAUCUGAACCUUCCCCCCCUCUCUGUCUCUGUUCGACCUCCUUCUUCCUGCUUCAUCUGUAUUGAGCAUUGUAGAUGACGAU
This is a messenger RNA of Schistosoma haematobium, 1826 nucleotides long. Its product is annotated as Alpha-(1,6)-fucosyltransferase. NCBI's taxonomy places the organism in Eukaryota, Metazoa, Platyhelminthes, Trematoda, Strigeidida, Schistosomatidae. The coding region runs from base 332 to 1051 and encodes 239 amino acids. The transcript has a single exon. The record is from RefSeq and is a predicted model, not a curated record.